This is a messenger RNA of Arabidopsis lyrata subsp. lyrata, 2128 nucleotides long. Its product is annotated as F-box/kelch-repeat protein At2g29830-like. Gene Ontology annotation, molecular function: protein binding. The record is from RefSeq and is a predicted model, not a curated record. Lineage: Eukaryota; Viridiplantae; Streptophyta; Magnoliopsida; Brassicales; Brassicaceae.
CGUGCAGUGAGAGAUACCUAGAGAAAUGACAUUUUGGUUUCCUUAUAAAUACCCAAACAACAUUUCAGUUAAUUCGUUGCUCCUACUAACGUCACACGGCGGCGAUGGUUUUACUCUCUGAAAUUCCCGGCGGCCCUAAUGGCGACGAUCCAAACAAUAAUCCUCAAGAAGAAGAAGAUAAUCAAAACGAGAAUCCUCAAGAAAAUCCUCAAGAAGAAGUAGAGAAUCUUCCGAUUCUUCUAGAACUUCCAGAAGAUCUCAUCGUGAGCAUCGUCGCUCUUAUCCCAAGAUGUCAUUACCCGUCGCUAUCUCUCGUCUGCAGAGCCUUUCGUCAAGUAAUCACUUCGCAUAAACUCUUCGUAACGCGCUCGCUCCUCGGCUUCACCGAACUGGCUCUUUAUGCCGUUACUCCCCCAAGCUGGUUCUUUCUUCGUCGGAGCAACAUCCCUUUACAAUUACGCAGAAUCCGUUCACUUCCUCAAACGUUUCCUGGAGCUGCUAUCGUCACAGUCGGAUACAAGAUGUAUGUAAUGGGUGGUUACAUCAGCUUUGAUGAACCUGUAUCGUCGACUGUGAUUGUCAUCGACUGCAGAUUCCAUACUUUGAACCAUCUCCCGUGUAUGCGAAGGGCUCGUUGCUGUGCAGCCGCCGGAGUAAUUGACGAAAACAUUUAUGUGAUCGGAGGCUGCAAGAAACAAGAUGCUGACUGGGUCGAAGUGUUCAAUGUGACGACUGCGACUUGGGCAACUGUGCCUAGUCAAUGCCCUAACGAUGCUAGUGAGAAUGGAGAGUUUGAUACAUAUGUGGUGAUGCAGGGGAGGAUUUUCAUUUUGGAUCUUGAGUGUUGUUUGGCUUACGAACCAGGACAAGGUUUAUGGCAGUCAUGGGGUGUUGCAAGUGAGUUGAUGAGAUUUUGGCAGUCGUCGUCUUGUGUGGUUGGAGAUUUGUUGUAUGCACUUGAUCUUACGUGUUCUCAACAUCCGAUAGUGGUAUAUUAUCCGAAUGAAUUGGUUUAACCUGUGCUGGGUGAGUAUUCUUCCCAUUUGCAUAUUCUCAGUAACUAUCGGCCCAAGAUGGCGAAUUUUGGUGGGAAGUUGGUGAUUUUGGGCAGCUAUCCUAGACGGUUUCACGGUAUUUGGUGCAUAGUGAUUGCGUUGGAAACACGUCAAGGAAAUCAGAUUUGGGGGAUGGUUGAGUCAAGCUCGCUUGUGUUUAGGGCCGAGAUAAUGAUGCCUUACAUUGAGCUUUGUCGAACUGUUAUGGUUUGAUGAUACGCUUGCAGGUGAAGGAUCUUUUUAUUACAUCUACUGUUUUAGCAGCUUGUUGAUAUGAAGCAAAAGUAGUGCAGAAGCUGUUAUAUAUCUGACACCUUAUUGAGUACUUCGUUCUUCUUAACUUUUGUCCACAAUGUGAUUACUCUGAGAUAAUUAGCCCUGUGUAGAGUUGGCCACUCUUUUAGCCUUCUAUACAAAAAUUCUUAUGAGACUUGUUGAAACGCAUCUUUAGUCUCUUGGGUCCCAACUUCUUCAUGUUUACUUUUAGAUAUAUAACUUUUGUACGUGUAAAUAGCAGCUGAGUUUACAAUAAUGAAACCUAAUCUGCUUCUACUAUAUGAGCAAUAUGAAAGAUCUUGGUUUAGAUAUAUAUGAAGCAAAACAGAGUGAUUUAGUUAACCGGUGGUUUUGACUUUUGACUCUAUAGGUAAACUAUAAUAUCAAAGUGAAAACAAAUAACUAUAUGGGUUUCGUUCUAUCAUAAAACUGAGAGGUAUUACUCUAUUAGCUUGGUAACUAAUGAAUGACAAUCUCCACACACCCUUAGAUUCUUGAUAACCUGAAUCACCUUUGGAGUUUCUGUUGAUAUCAGUCCACAAGAUUAAGAGACUGUGCCUUCAUUUCUUCUUCAUCGAGGAUCUCCAGAACUUUUAACCAUUCUUUUUCGAUCUCUCCAUAUAAUCGAAUAAAGUAAAACAGAGAAAGACAUUGAGAUUACCGGAAUCUGCGGACUUCAGAAUCCUUUUAAUCAGUGUCCCAGUCAAGACGACGAACAAAGAAAUUGAAUUCAACAUUUGUGUACGCUAUUUGAAAGACAAACGAGGGUUUCUAAGUAGAGAGCACAAAGAGACUUG